This is a messenger RNA of Polistes dominula (European paper wasp), 5744 nucleotides long. RefSeq lists its product as uncharacterized. Gene Ontology annotation, cellular component: nuclear pore. Gene Ontology annotation, biological process: protein import into nucleus; RNA export from nucleus. Gene Ontology annotation, molecular function: structural constituent of nuclear pore. The record is from RefSeq and is a predicted model, not a curated record. NCBI's taxonomy places the organism in Eukaryota, Metazoa, Arthropoda, Insecta, Hymenoptera, Vespidae.
AGAAAACUGGCGCCCUGGUGGCGGUCUUUGGAGCGGCCAUAUUUUCGCUCGUGGCUCAUAGUCUCGGAGGUAGUGAUUUAGUGAACAUUUUUGGAAUGCGACAAUCGAAAUCGUUAAUAUUCGUGCUGUUAAAUCCAUAAAAUAAGGAGACAAUACAGCAAGGAUGGCCAAGAGUAGCGGAAAUUUAUCUUCAAAACGAUCGUCAUCGCACAAUACGAAACCUUACGAUACGAACAACUCAUUUGUUAAGAAGGUUGCUAAUAGAGUAACAGAAUUUAUACCCCCAUUAUGGAUCAGUAAAUGGUUCAAUACAUCUCAAGAUAAUGGAGAUGUUUCCAACGAUACUGAAAAUCUCGAAGAAACAGAACCAGAGGAGGAUAUUGAAAAGCCUCCACCAUCAAAAAGACCACGUAUUCGUACAGAUAUUACCCAUCCACCUGGAACAUUUUCUGUUAGAUCAAAUGUUGUAACAUCACAUAAUAAGACAAAAGAUCAUAAAGGAAAAUAUUCUACACAAAAUGAUACGAGAGAUGAUUUUCUUAAGCCUGCAAUAGCUGGACCCAGUGGGAUAGGUCAUUUAAUAUGUUCUACGCCUACCACACAAUUAGAUAAGCCUGUAGCUACCCAAAGGUCUGAUUUAAAUCUCCUAAUUUCAACAUCAAAUAAUGUAACUGCUAAUGGAACAGAUGAUAACUCAGAAUCAAGCGAGAGCACCAGUGGUUGUAGUUCUCUUAUACCACAAACUAAUCGACAAGAAGCUCCUUCUCAUGAAGUUUACAAUUCACAAUUUGCUAACAGAAAGCGUUUUAUAGAUGAUAAAUUAACAUUUACUAAUCACUUACAAUCACCAAGAGCAUUGUUUAUGGAUAACAGUCCUCGUGAUACUGUUAGCAGUCAUAGACCAAGUUUUAAUGCAUCAGUCUUGACUAACACAUUGGACCGUACAUCUGGAUUAUCGUCUCCCUUUUAUAGUGGAAAUACCACAUUUGGAGGAGCAAAUGCUGUUGAAUUGUACAAAAAAAAUCAAUCAAAGUCACUUUUACUCAAUACUUCUGAUAUUCAACUUAAAGUUCCAAAAAGACCAAAUGUUCAAGUAAAACCAUCUGCUACAACGGUUGAUCCAUCGGGCAUGAGUCAAACUGCUAGAAAAAUACUGGAAGCUUUGGAACAUUUUUCUUCACCUAUAUCAGAUGCUAAAAAAAUUCCAAUUAAAAAUACAAAUAUUACAUCAUCUUUGGAUAAUAAAAAACGUCAGCGAGAAGAAGAAAAUGAAUCUCCAUCUACUACUCGCGUAGGAUUUAGACCUCCAACGCGAGAAUUAGUUGUGCCAACUGUUCCCACUAUAAUUAAACUAAGAAGACGUGAAAAGUUGCAAGACACAACAUUGGCUGCACGAAAAAUUGUUUCUGCUCAUAAUAAUCCACCUCCUACUGGGGAAUAUCGUUUAGGACCCGAUGAUAAUAGAAAGACAAAGCAUACUGGAAAAAUGAAGGCAAAAGCCUUGAUUGAAGAUUAUACUGAAGUAGUUAAUUUACCAAAUGUACCUCUACCAAUAUCUUCUUUACCUAAUUUUAAUUUUAAAUUACCUCAACCAACAACAACAACAACAACAGAAGAUCAUUCAAGGAAAGAAGACGAUUUCAAAUUUGCUAGUCCAAUUAAAGUCACACAGCCAACAGAGAAUUUACAAUCUAUUAAUAAUUUCACAUUUAGUAGUCCAAUUAAUGCUGAAGAUCAUUUGAAAAAUUCGUCAGCCAGCUCAUCAAAUGAUAAUAAUGGGCCUACGGAAAUACCUCAUUUUAUCUGUACUUCAUCUACUGCUCCUAGACCCAAAGAUGGGAAGAAAGGGAUAAAGAAAGGAAAAUCUAGAUAUUCGAGUUCUGAUAAGAAUGCUCUACUAGGAUUAAAACUUGCUCGUGAUUUGACAAAAGGUAUAAAGAAAACGUCGUCUUUGAAUAAAUCAAAGUCCUCUUUGAAUGUAAGUACUGAAGAAGAUACUUCCGAUAAAAGUUUUAAUCUGUCUGCCAAUGAAGAAAUGGACGAUUCAACAAAUAAGAAAUCUGAAAAUCUAAGUGAAGAUACUACAAAACAAGAAGAUAAAUGGGAAUGUAAUGAAUGUUUAAUACGAAACGUUAACAAUGAAACACGAUGUUGUUCUUGUAAAGCUUUGAGACCAAAAUCAGACGUGCAAACUACAGUAUCUCAACCAACUUCGAGCAAUGCUACAGAAGCAAAGAAACCUGAGACGGAUUGCUUUGGAACUCAUUUCAGGAUUAGCAAUAUUAAAUGGGAUUGUAUGACUUGUUCUAAAACAAAUAAAUUAACUGAUUUUAGAUGCGUUUCUUGCAAUGCACCACAAAGAAGGAAUUUAAAUCAAACGAAAACAUCUUCAACAGACACAACUAAAUCUGAGUCCAUAAAUAUGGAUGCUGAGAAACCAUGGGAAUGUCCAGGUUGUCUGUUAAAAAAUGCUAAUUACAUUAUUACGUGUCCUUGUUGUAAAGCAUCUAAACCAAAUUAUUUAAAAGAUGCAAAAGAAAAGAGAGACAAGGAAAAGAGAGAAAAAGAGGAAAGAGAAAAAGAAGAAAGAGAAAAAGAAAAUAAUAAAAAUAUUCAAGCAAGUGCUUCUACUGAAGAAAUUAAUACAACAAGCUCAAAUACUUUACAAUCAUCUAAUCUCGAAAUAAUGGACAAAUUUAAGCCUAGCAAAAAUUCGUGGGAAUGUCCAACUUGUAUGAUUAGAAAUUCUGAUUCUGUUACAAUUUGUCCUUGCUGUAAUACCACUAAACCAAAUGCUAAAAAUAACCAAACCGAUAAAGUGCAGGAGCUACCAGCAAAUGGUUUUGGAGAUAAAUUUAAAAAGCCUGAAGGUUCUUGGUCUUGUGAUACUUGUAUGGUACAAAAUAAAGCAGAAAAUGUGGAAUGUGUUUCUUGUAGUAGUUUAAAACCUGGAUGUGAAAAAUCAAAAGAAUCCACAACGAGUACAAGUUCAAAUCUGAAAUUUAACUUUGGUAUCCCUGCCAGUCCAAACAAUUUCAAAUUUGGUAUUGAUAAAGCUGAUAAUCCAAAUAAAUCUGCAGAUUCAUCUAUAAGUAGUUUUAAAUUUGGUAGUACUCAACAAAGUGAUCCUGGAAAGUUUACAUUUGGUAUUCCUAAAGGAGACAACAAUACUACAACUAAGAUAGAUACUAGUACCUCAAAUAUUGAUCCAAAAACAUCAGUAUCAGGAUUUCAGUUUAAUGUGAAUAGUGACAAGACUACUACAAAUAAUAAAUCAACUGAAUCACUUAAAGAAACAAACACAUCAUUUUCUUCUAGUGUAUCUAAAAAUGAGAAUUCAAUAUUCUCCUCAACUACAAAUUCAUCUCCUUUUGUUUUCAAAAUGAGUAAUACAGAAACUAUUAUCUCGGAAAAGAAAGAAGAUUCAAAACCUGCUGCAGAAAAUAUCACAAAAGUAACUCUUGUACCAACAACAAGUACUACAGAGUCAUCAUUAUUUUCAUCAAAAAUUGAUAAUAAUAUUUCCUUAGUAGCAACGACUACUCAAAAUAAUACUUUGGAAAAUGCACCUACUUCUACAUUUUCAUUUACUGUUCCAAGUACUAUACCAGUUAGUAGCAGUACUGUUGUAUCAGUACCAGCAACUACAAGUCUUCCACCUUAUACUCAACAUUCCUUUACAUUUCCUGAUGCAAAAACAGUUACACAAACCACAACUGCUCCCACUUUUGGACAAAUAAUAACAACAUCAACAACAUCAUCAUCAUCAUCAUCAUUAUCCAAUACCGCUUCUACUUUACCUACAUUUUCCUUUGGUUCAACUGAAUCUGUAGGAGCCUCUGGUACACCAAUUACGACUAGUAGCACAGUAGGAGGAACACCAAUAACAUCACAGAUGUUUACAAGUGUGUCCAAGCCGAUGUCAUUAUUUAAUAAUACUGAUGUAAAAACAACAGUAGCAUUUGGUACAGGACAAACUAGUGCACCAACCUUUGCUACAGGAGAAAAUAAACCAUCUUUAUUCGGAGCACCAGAAAAUAAAGUGCCAGUAUUUGGAUCAUCUGAAAACAAACCACUUUUUGGAUCAUCUGAAACCAAAAUGCCUGUAUUUGGAAAUACAGAAAAAACAACUCCUGUAUUUAAUGCACCACCACCAGCAGCAGCACCAGCAGCAACACCAGCAGCAACACCAGCAUUUGGUUCACAAACAAAUAAUACUGUUUUAUUUGGAUCAUCGGCUCCUGUUUUUGGAAAUAACAAUAAUACUAACUUUGGUGGAACUUCAGCACCCAAUAUUUUUGCAACAACGAAGCCAAAUGAUAACAAUGCAUCGAAUAUCGGAUUAUUUACUUUUGGUGCAUCAUCUAAUCAAACAACACCACAGGGAACUGGAUUUAAUUUUUCAGCAAAUAAAAAUCCUGCUGAAACAGCUUCAAAACCAUUAUUUACAUUUGGCAGUAAUUCAACUACACAACAACAGUCAAAUAAUCUGUUUGGAGGAAGCGGUUUUAAUAAUGCAGCACCAACUAAUACAGGAAGCACCUUUACUUUCAAUGCUCCAAAACCAGAAGUUCCUUCAGGAUUUGGUCAACCAACAGUUGCAGCACCACUCUUUGGUGGAGUACAAAAUAAUCCAAAUCAAUCAACAUCAACUUUUUCAUCUACUUCAUCUACUAAUACUGGAUUUAACUUUGGAAGUACAACACCUGCGACAACCUCUGGAAAUUUCACUUUUGGUAGAAUGGAACAAACUGCUGCUGCUCCAUCAGGAGGAGGAUUUAAUUUCAAUUCUGCACCUACUACUACGCCAACUCUUGCUUUUGAUCCUAAUACACCACCUUCUUUUAACUUCACUGGUAGUAGUGGACCUAUCACUACAUUCAGUGCUCCCCCUUCUUCAAGAAAAAUUAAGAAAGCUGUGAGAAGAAUGCGAUAUACAGCAAAUGAUUCGCAGCGCUAAUAAACGUCUGCUGUUGGAUGCGGCUUAACAUCAGCUGCUGCAUCUUCUGUGUGUUUCUUCUGAAUGUAUGUUUACAAGUUUCAAUAUAGUAUGAAGAAACUUUUUCAGGUAAAUUGAUCAUGUCAAUGUGGUGGUAUACCAAGUAUUUAUGUAAUAUAGUAGCCAGCUGAUGAGAUAUGCUUGAGUACAUCCACUUGUGUUCUACAGCAAGAACUGUAAAUUUUAAAUUAUUUGAAUUAUAUACUUAUAAUGAAGAAAACAAUUUGAAGUUGUGGCAUGAAGCCAGUUUUUAUUAAUUAGACACACAUUGUGUAAUGUCACAUUGCAUUACUAGAAUCUUGCCCAGAAAAGACGAUACUAAAACUAUUAAAAUGACAAAGCAAAUUAUCUUGCUGAAAUAUGAAAAACAAAAUUCCUGAUAAAACAAUAAGAAAAAAGAAACUCGAACAUGCACUUAAAGAUGAUGUGCAAUUAAAAACAUUUUAACAAAGGAGUGACAACAAACAACUCCUCAGGUAAGUAUAAGUCAUUUACAGCUUGCGACGGUGACAUUGUAGGAAAUAAUUGGGGUAAUUAAUUUCUAAUAAAAUAAUUUUUAUAUUUGAAAAUGAUUUUCUUUUUACAAGCACUAGUAGCAGCAGUAAAAUCAUCCUAUGUUUUCGAUUAUGUUGUGUAGCAUAUAUGUAUUGUGAUCGUCAUUAUAUGACUGACUUUUUGAAACGCAAAAUAAGAUUAUAUAAAAUCUUGUAUAUGUAAACAUAUUUACAUUGAAAAAAAAAAAAGA